AUAUAUUAUAACAUAUAAUAUAAUACUUCAGUAAUGACUUGUUCGUAUGGUCUAACAUGUUAAAUUUUUUUUUCACAAAUCAUUUCAUUUUAUUUAAGAUGAUUUGCAAUCGUAAUAAUUUCGUUUUAAUUCCGUUGCUUAUAAUACGAGUAAUACAAUCGGGUGCUAUAAAUACGCUCACUGCUAGAAAUAAAAUGCGGAUACUUCAAAAUAUGAUUCAGAUGAAAAGUUGGAAAAACAUUGAAGGUCCUAAUGUCUAUAACUUAUCACAACAAGAAAUAUUCGUUAACGGAGUUCAAGGGAAGUUUAUCGAUUUUACAAAAAAUCUACCAGUAGUUGAAAGUAAUCAAAUGGAUAAAAUGACAAAUUUUAUGUAUAUUUCAUUGGGGUGUAAGUUCAGUGAUUCAAUUAAAACUUUACUAAAAAUAUCAAUAAACAUUGAAGACACUACUGUUAAUUUAAGAGAGAUUAACAAGAUAGUACUAAAAACUAUCUCCGUACUAUUUAAUUUUGUACAUAUAGCCUCAAAUGUUAUGUCUUACGAACUAGGUUUUUUAACAACAUCACUUUCAUUGAAUUUACAACUAGCCGAUUUAAUUAGAGACAAUAACAUCAAUUUAUUUCAACGAAAAAUAUUUCAAAUGAUGAAUUCAAUUGAACAGUACUUAAUUUCAAAUUGUUCUUUACAGAAUAUGAACUCAUUUACGUCGAAGGAGACUGAUGGCCAAUCUAUAAUCGAUAGAAUAAAUGAUUUACUUGAUAACGUUGGUUUAUCGACGACCUAUAUGAUAGAAUUCAUCCCAAAUAAUAAAAUAUCACAAAUAGACAGUUUUAAUAUAAUAAAUAUUCAAUUAGUUGAAAAAUUAAAGCCUCUAUUACUUAUAUCAGAUGAAUUAGAAACAAAAAUUAAGACAUUAAAUAAAAUUGAAAAUAUUUUAAUAUAUAUGGACUUUAUAAAUAAUUCAAUAACAAACAUUUUAUAUGAAAUAAUUUUACAAACUCUAGUGUUAUUUGAGCUAUAUAGUAAAGAAGAAAAUGAAAAACAUAUGCAAAUGCUAUCAGAUGACUGGAUUAAUAAGAAAGAUAUAUUACUUGAGUACCAACAGUUAAUUGGACAAGCAAUCUUUAUGAAAUGUCCAUUACAUUUCAUUAAUCAAAUUGAGUUACUUGCAAAAAUAAUACGAGACAUAUUAGCUCAGAAUAAUGUUCUUGAUUUAAACAUUAUAAAAAUACAAGUAUAUGAAAAUCUAUAUGCUCUUAAAAACAAAGAACAUCCAGAAAUAUUAUUGGCAAUGAAUAAUGUAUCAGGGUAUAGUUUUAAUAAAUAUCUAAAAAUGUUACUGUCAAUAGAUGAGCUUAAGAACUUUAAUGAAAUUCUCGUAUUAUUUCAAAAUAAUCCUGCAAAGUACAAUUCAUAUGAAAUAAAUUUAAAUACAAUCGAAUUUGACACAACUUCAAAUUUAAUAUGCGAUGAGGUGGUUUCAUUUUAUAAUUAUUGCUUUUAUAUACAAUCAAAAUAUGCGGUACGCAAUUCACUACAGAAAAUAAAUAAUUUGAAAGAAUCAUAUUUUUUAGUUUUAAAUAAACUCCGAGGAAUAUUCAAUAAUCAUGAAAAUGAAUUACAAAAAGAUAUGAAAUUAAUUUUAAAAACGGCUAUUAAUUACUUGAAGAACUAA
This is a messenger RNA of Sipha flava (yellow sugarcane aphid), 1676 nucleotides long. RefSeq lists its product as uncharacterized. The transcript is spliced from 3 exons. Lineage: Eukaryota; Metazoa; Arthropoda; Insecta; Hemiptera; Aphididae. The record is from RefSeq and is a predicted model, not a curated record. Bases 57 to 1676 code for a protein of 539 amino acids.